CUCUGCGUCCAACUUUGUAGAAAUGCCCCUGUUUGUGGUUUACGGUCCGUUCGGUCUCGGUGGUUUUCUUUUUGGCCACUGUACAGAGGGGCCAUUUUCAUCCGUCUCUUUCUUCGACCACAACCAAAAACAGUUCGGAACGAUAAAACCGCGGAUGUGGCCUGCCAGUCGGGCGAGCGCGCCCCUCCUCGCAGUCUCGGGAUCGCCGGCUCAGUUGCCAACACGGUGCCGAAGUGCGCGCCUCGCCCAGUCUCGCUUCGUCGCAGAGAUCAGAGAGAGAAGAAAAACACGCGCAUUCUCCCUCGACGUGGGGGUUGCGUUACAAGUUUCACCCCUGAACAAAAUAGAGAUUAAAAAACAGAAAAAAAAGGAUUUUGCGGCUUUUUUAAAAAGUGAAACAAUGUUGAGAUGCAAAAUUAUGAAGGGUGUGACACGGGAGAAAAUCGUAGCGGGAUCUCUUUCCUUCGAGGGACGAUGAAUUGCGUGAAAUGCAGGACAACUUCUCUGACUACGACUACGACGUCGAGGAGGCGAUCUCGACCUACCCCUGGGAGGAGUUGGUGCCGACUCUUAUCGUCUACUCGGCCACAUUGCUCCUCGGCGUCACGGGCAACCUCCUCAUCAUCGUCACAAUCACGAAAUACAGGAGGAUGAAGAGCAUCACGAAUCUCUUUCUCGCAAGCCUGGCAACAGCCGAUCUUCUCCUCAUCCUCAUAUGCACACCGGUCAAGGUAAGAUCAAAUUAUUUAA
Messenger RNA from Cimex lectularius (bed bug), 750 nucleotides. RefSeq lists its product as uncharacterized. The record is from RefSeq and is a predicted model, not a curated record. The transcript is spliced from 3 exons. Lineage: Eukaryota; Metazoa; Arthropoda; Insecta; Hemiptera; Cimicidae. Bases 23 to 478 code for a protein of 151 amino acids.